Salvelinus namaycush (lake trout) is the source of this 3351-nucleotide messenger RNA. Its product is annotated as ran-binding protein 3-like. The transcript is spliced from 15 exons. Bases 240 to 1670 code for a protein of 476 amino acids. Gene Ontology annotation, biological process: protein export from nucleus. Gene Ontology annotation, cellular component: cytoplasm; nuclear pore. The record is from RefSeq and is a predicted model, not a curated record. Gene Ontology annotation, molecular function: GTPase activator activity. Lineage: Eukaryota; Metazoa; Chordata; Actinopteri; Salmoniformes; Salmonidae.
GGGUAGAUAUCCUAUUAGCUUGGUCACAAAUUGAUUAAGCUACUUUGGAUGGUGCUCUCUCUGAAAUAACACUUUGAAUUGCUGCUAAUGAUAGACAAAUCAUACGUUAAUAUUGAAGAUAUUGAUUAUGUUCUACUGGUGAUCGAUAUUGAGCGAUUUUGUCUACUUCUGCGAGUUUUGUUUCUUUCUGCCUACACGUAUUUUGCGUGGUGGAUUGUGGGUGUGAGCAAAGAAGGAAAAUGGCGGACUUGGCAAAUGAAGAGAAACCUGCCAUAGUGCCACCAAUGUUUGUGUUCCAAAAAGAUAAAGCACCGAAGCGGGCAGCUGAUGGAUCCAGUGGAGAAGAUGGAGAAGAUUCAGACAGAGACGAUGGUGGCUAUUGUCCUCCGGUGAAAAGAGAGAGGACUUCAUCUUCAACACAGUUCCCGUCUUCACAUUCUGUGGCUAAUAAGAACAAUGUCUUCAUGCCAUCAAGUUUCUGGCAGUCUCCCACUGGGAAUUCCGAGGACUCGGAGCCAGAAGAGAAGCCAGUUGGGUUUCGUUUAAAACCACCAACUCUUAUCCACGGGAAGGCACCUAGUUCAGCAGGUUAUGUUCCAGGCGUCCCCAGUCAGAAACCCAAGGAGCAACUUCGCAGUGUCCUCCGGCCAGCCUUACUCCAGGCCCCGCCAGCCAAGACCAACUCCGAGUCCACUAACGGGGUGAAGAAGUCGACAGACGGGACGUCAGAAGUGUCGACCAUCUUCCAUAACAACACUGAUCAGUCAGACGGCCUCGCCAGGUCACCGUUGGAAGAGAGCACUAACGAUGGCAAGUCGUUGCCCCUGGCCUCUCAGAAGGAGGGAACUAACUAUUUCUUAGAGUACAUUGCCACCCCCAGUUUAAAGAACGCCACAAACAAUACGGACAAGGGGGCCAAAUUUGUCUUUGGGCAGAACAUGUCAGAGAGGGUUCUGAGUCCUCCUAGAGGAGGUGAGGCAUCAGAAGAGGACUGUAAAGACUUACCGGCUCCCCCUGUGUCUGAACCCUCCUCAAAGGAAAACACACCAGAGAAGGGUAACAACGUGACAGAGUCACUGGAGGAGUCUGCAGCAGCGUACACCAAAGCCACAGCCAAGAAGUGUAUCUUAGAGAAAGUAGACGUCAAAACUGGAGAGGAAUCAGAAAGUAACGUUUUACAGGUCCAGUGCAAGUUGUUUGUGUUUGACAUGACGGCCCAGUCGUGGAUAGAGCGAGGUCGAGGGCUGCUCAGGCUUAAUGACAUGGCAUCCACAGAUGACGGAUCAUUACAGUCACGCCUAGUGAUGCGGACCCAGGGCAGCUUAAGGUUGAUCCUGAACACCAAGCUGUGGCCCCAGAUGCAGGUGGACAAGGCCAGCGAGAAGAGUGUCCGCGUCACCGCCAUGGACACAGAGGACCAGGGGGUCAAAGUGUUCCUAAUAUCGGCCAGUUCUAAGGACACAGGUCAGCUUGCUGCAGCGCUGCACCAUCGUAUCCUGGCCUUGAAGAGCCGUGUGGACCAGGAGCCCCAUGAGGCCCCGGCUACAGACUGCGUCCCUGAGGCUGACCUGCCCCACUCUGAGGGGGACAGCGAUGAGGAAGACCAGGUCAACAACGCAGCAGCAGGUAACUCCGAGGGAGGGGAGACCCAGGCUGCUGGGAACACAUAGCGUUAGUCACCCUAAAGGACUGCCUGUCAGGAUACUGCUGCUGUUUAAGGGGCAUUUUACUGCAGGCAUCCCCACGGACACCCCACCUUGACCAACAUGGGUCCUUCAGACCAGUACUUUUCGAUAUUUAGAAUUCUAGCUCCAGGAUUAAAAAUUUAAAAAAAACCUGUGCUCGAGUGUCUCUCACCCUAACUCGUGCAGUUCAUUUUUUCCUUUGCAUUCAAAAAAAGUAAACAUCUGGAGUUAUUUUUAUAAUUUUUUUCUCGGCUGCAAUAAGAAACCACAGCUUUUUGGGGUAGGUUUGUGACUUGGCUUCUCAUCAUAUUGAUGAGUGUGAGGGUGUUUUCCUCUCUGACAUUUUAAGGUAUGACACAUGUUUUAUGAAUGCAGUUUCUACUAUGGGACCUUUAUUCACCCACACGUCUUGGACCCACCCAACCAGCACCUGCUCCAGAGGAACUCAUGGCUGUCACCGUGUACUGAUCAGUCUUAUGGUCAGUCAUUUGACUGGUCCUUCAUCGGCUCACCAUCCCCAUCCAUCCAGCUCUAACGUCGAAUAGUUUCUGGAUGUGUCAUUUAUUUGUGGUCAUCAAUUUGUGAGUUAUCUAACAACACAUAAUAUGCACUGUUUCUAAUGUCUACGGCUAGUUCGCAUCACUCAGUCUUCAAAUGAUAGCAUUUUCUAUUUAGUAUAUUAAUGACUAAAACAAAUAAAACUCUUGUGGGUUAAUGCUCCAAGGAUAACCAACGGAGCAGGCAACAAGGGGCAUGUCCCAAUAAUAUCUCCUUUCUCCUGAAAGUGUGUACUUAUUCAGUCCGAGCAGGUCCGACCCUAACUCGUGAGAUACGAUACUUCCCACACAUCUAAAAGCAUUGGAUUGGUGGCAUCCAUCGUUUUAACCACAUUUCCAUUCAAAUCAGUGAAGGAAAGUGAACAAGUACACACUUUUUGGAGGAAAGAGUUGGGACAAAACCAAGGAUUCACCUGGAAAAUGUCUUUAAAAUUGAUGACUUUGUAUCAUCUAGUCAUUGAUCCUGUUAUGCAUCUCAAGAAAGUAACGCAACAAAAUCUACCUACAUUUUGUAUGUCAUGGUUUUCAUUUCUGACAUUUGAGAGUUUGUGUUGAUACAGUAUUAUUUGUUGUUUGAUAAUAUAAACAUUUAAUCCAUUUGGAGAGAAAAAAAAUGAGCUGGAAUUAAGAUUUAUUUUGUCUGUGGGGGGAAAAAAUGGGAGUUCAUUCAAACAACCGUACUACCCUUGAAAUGUCAUGUACAUUUGAAUAUAGGCCGUGGCUGCGGAGUAGACUUUUCUGGGAUCUAAAGAUCCCGAAGCGUCUGUAUGUGCGGAUGACUUUCUACUAUGCUACUAUGUUCUGUUAUUUAAAAUAUCAUUAAAUGAUCUUGCAGACAUUGAUUCAUCUUUUAAUCUAACUUUAUUAAACAAGCACCAUUCGUCUGAAUAGGUCUGUUCUCUACGACUAGAGCAGAGAAUAUACACAUGUACAGAACGUGAUCCGCACAUGCACAGAAGCAGAUCCUGAGAUAGGAUCCGCAGCUACUCCGUUGAAUAUAUUAAUUAUCCUUUAGUUAGCGAUCCGCAGCUACUCCGUUGAAUAUAUUAUUCUUUAGUAAUCGUUCUCAACUCCUCUCCCUCUUUACAAAAUAAAACAUUUUGGACUGA